Mesitornis unicolor (brown roatelo) is the source of this 2596-nucleotide messenger RNA. It is a transcript of the gene FOCAD, whose product is annotated as focadhesin. The record is from RefSeq and is a predicted model, not a curated record. Lineage: Eukaryota; Metazoa; Chordata; Aves; Mesitornithiformes; Mesitornithidae. The annotation marks the transcript as partial. The transcript is spliced from 21 exons. Gene Ontology annotation, biological process: regulation of post-transcriptional gene silencing.
GGUCAGAGAUAUGUUGACUGAUGUCAUCAAAGGUGCUUCCAAAGAUAGCCCAGUGGUGAAAGGAAACUCUAUUUUUGCCUUAACUGGUCUUGCAGUUGCUGUAGCCAAGUAUGAAAGCAGCCUGUCCUCAGACACUGAAGGGAUGCCUGAGACUGAACCUGACUUUCUUCCCACAAAACACUGGAUUUCUAUGGUCACAGAGACACUCUUCAGUAUUGUGAAUAGCCGCUAUCAACCUAAAGGUCAAGUCUUCCCAUGGUUCUACCAGAAGUCCUAUUCAGGUGAAAAUACCGCUAGUAUUAUAGCUCGUUCCUGUGCGGCCACUGCUUUGUCUCUCCUGGUGCCAGUUUUCAUUGUAUCAUGCAAAGAGAAGGUUGAGGAGGUCCUGAACAUGCUGACUGACAGGUUGCCUGGUAAACCCAAUGCUGAUGAGUCUCAAGCUGUUCAAAUCCAUGUGGGCCUUGGUUUGGGGAUGUUUAUCUCACGUUUGUAUGAAGAAAAAGUCAGUGAGGUACCCGCUCAACAGAUGAACUUAGUCUUAAUGAAGUCCCAGGAUGUGCUGGAAGACUGCUGCUUUGACAUUAGUCUAGAGUACAACACUGGAUGUAUUUUGGGAGUAGGACUUGUUCUUUCAUUUAUGAGUCACAGUAGCCAAACAGAAUCACGAGUGCAUGUUUCCACUUCACUGCGAAAACUCUGCAAGUACCUGGACAGUAGUGAGGACCAAAGCAGAUGUGUCCAGGAGGUACUUGCCUAUUCUGUGGCCUGUUCCUCUGUCUCUGCUUUCAGCGUUGGAAUCAUAGAAGCAGCUGAGGCUGAGGAAGCCAUGAACAAGCUACGGACUUUAGUGGAAAAUAAUCAGCAGAUCCACAGUUUUGCUUUAGCUCUAGGUACAAUAGUACAUGGAUUGUCAGCUUGUGGUCAUGGGAAAGCCGAAGACCUGAGUAACAAACUAUUGCCAGCCUGGAUAAAAACUGUGCUUGCAGAGGGUUCUUCAACAAUGCAGCGUCUGGCUGCUGUCAGUGGGCUGGUUGCACUGGUGGGCUCUGAAGGAGGUGUGAUACAGCUGAAAUCUGAGAGCAUUCAGUCCUCCCAGUUUCAAAGUAAGCUGAAUGAAGUCAUCAGAACCCUUACACAGAUAAUCAGUUUUUCGGGGCAGAUUGGUCUUCAGACAAAUGCAGCAGGACUUUUGGGACGCCUUCAUAUGUCCUGUUUGUCUUCUACCCAGAACAGGGCAUCUGUUUCUCCAGAUUUUAGCUACUUGCCUGAAAACAGCUUUAUCAGAGCAGCCAUUGACUUUGCCAUUGAAAAUGGAAAGAAAGGCCCUGAAUCUUUUGCACCUGGGCUGGUGAAAGUAGCACUGGCACCCAUUGCAUUUGUUGGAGAAAGCCAUCAGUAUCCACCUGUAAACUGGGCAUCCAUUCUUUCUCCUUUGAUGAGGCAAAGCUUUGGUGAUGAGGUAAAACAUCUGUGCCUUCAACUGGCCAUGACACAGGCCCAGUCAUCUCAAAACGCAGCAAUGCUUUUAGGGAUGUGGGUGACGCCUCCUCUUGUCUACAGUCUCAGUAUAAAAACCCAGAAAUACCUUUUUGUGUCCCUGCCUCUGUGGAUGAAACAUGUUGCAGAAGACAAACUACAGUUUUUUACAGAAGUGUUUCUGAUACAACAGUUUGAAUUGAAGAACCACACAAAAAAAACAGAAAUUUGCCAGUGUGUUUUACAGGGGCUUAUGCAAGCAAUGAAACUUCCAAACUCUGCCCAGUACUGCUGGAGCUUUCUGUGCCAGGCUGUGGAGAAAGUAUUUGAGCUUCUACCAAAUGAGGUUCAGAGAGGGGAGCUGGAGAUGUAUGUUGAUGUAGCAAAAUGUAUCUCAGAAAUGGCUGAUUCAGAGAUUGAUCACAUUGUCCAGGUCUCUAAGAACAACAUAGAGAAGGCCACAUUUGUGAAAGUGUAUUUAAUUUCUCAAGGCAGACUGCCUCUGAUGAGCUUCAGUUCUGUGAUUGAUACUGUGGCAGGACAUCACCAGAAAGAAAAUAUUUUAUGGAUGCUCUUGCAUAGUUUCUAUCAUGCUCGUAUUGUAAGCCAUGAAAACACAGGAGUGCUGAAAAGAAUGGACUGGCUGCUAGACCUGAUGGGCUACAUCAGAAGUUUAGCAUGCAAUUCAACACCCUUACAAAAUGUUGACCUUAAAGAGUGCAUAGAUUUCCUCCUGUGGCUGUUUGCAGCUUCUGUGGUGUCCUGGGCUGACCAUGGUGCACCUUUAUUGCUUGGCCUCAGUGCUAACUGGUCACUGUGGAAGAACCAAGCCACGUUACCAAAAUUAUCUGAGGGUCACAUUGGCGAGCAUCCCACUGACAAGUUUGCUGUGCAAGAGGUUCUCACACUCCUUCCAAGCAGCAUUUCUCUUUUGUUGGCUAAGGACCCUUGGAAAGAACAAGCACAGAAGUUUAUUGACUGGCUGAUCGGUAUGAUGGAAAGUCCCAAGAAAGCACUAUCAAAGUCUUCUGUAGACCUGCUGAAAGUUACACUUCUCGCCUUGAGAUCUCUUGCAGAGUUCAAGAAGAAAGCAGUGUGGACUAAAGCUUAUGGGUGGUAG